AUGGGAGCUCUUUUGCAGCUAGAAGUUGAAGGCUCGGGUUUCUUAUACAGACAAGUCCGAAACAUGGUGGCUUUAUUGCUUCAAGUAGGUAAGGAAGCGACUCCUCCGGACAUUGUUCCACAUAUUUUGGCAAGCCGAGAUCGCAGGGAGCUUGCAAAAUACGCGUUUUAUCUUCCACCGCAUGGUCUUUGUCUUGUUUCUAUCAACUAUAAUGAAAGUCACUUGUUGCCUCCACCAGGUUGCCCUGCAAAAAGUUUUGGUAUGCAUCGUUCCAUAAGAAAAUGCAAAGCUGUAUUUUUGGACUGA
Vicia faba (fava bean) is the source of this 306-nucleotide messenger RNA. NCBI's taxonomy places the organism in Eukaryota, Viridiplantae, Streptophyta, Magnoliopsida, Fabales, Fabaceae. The record is from the annotation of a GenBank genome assembly.